CAUGUAACAAUACUGAUCAGCUAAUUGAUUUUCUAAAUUUGACUAGGGACUGUUGCUCUAAUGGAGGUGUUUACUGCCUGUGACAGAUACUUCCUCAGUUAUCCUGUCAGCAUCAACUGUCAUUCCUACUGUGAUUCCUACUGCUUCUUCAUUCAUGUUAACAUCAGUAUUAAUCCCAUUAGCAGUCACUAUUCCACUAGUUCUACUGGUAGUAUUUAUAGCAGUGUUAUUCAUUUUCUGUUUGAUUAAGAGGAGAGCAAAUAUGAAGGAAAAUAAGACAGAUCUAGUGCUGCAUGCAAUUCCCUCCAAGCCUUUGUUACUUUCAGAGAGCAGUAGAGAAAACGUUUGUAAUUCUAGCAAACCAAUUGACAUCUCAUCAAAGUACAUAGAUCAGUUAUCAGAUUAUAUAAUAUCAGGAUCAAUCAUUGAAAUACAAGAAACUGUUGGACAAGGUGAAUUUGGUAUAGUGUAUCGUGGUGUAAUGACAAGUAACACUCAAUUGCCAAAAGCAGUAGCUGUGAAAACAUUAAAAGGUUUUUAUAAAGAGAGUGACAUUGAUUCCUUAUUGGAUGAGUGCAUUAUAAUGAUGUCAUUUGAUAAUUUAAAUGUAUUACCACUGAUUGGUGUGUGUCUUGAUCUUGGACCAGCUCCAUACAUUAUUAUGCCUUUCAUGUCAAGAGGAAGUUUAUUGUCUUACCUCAAGAAAGAGAGGCCUAAUUUUACAGUAGCUGAUACCAGUGAAGAGGAUAUUAUACUGAAUGUCAGGAAACAGUUACUCUCCAUUUGUUUACAAGUUGCUAAUGGAAUGUCUUACUUAGCUUCCCAGAAAUUCAUUCAUCGUGAUCUUGCUGCUAGAAAUUGCAUGAUUGAUGAUAAUGGUGUUAUCAAAGUGGCAGAUUUUGGACUAUCUGAGGACAUAUAUGCCUGCAAUUACUUCAGGCAACUAAAGGGCAGUGAUAAUAACUCAGGAUCAUCAACAGUUAAACUACCAGUGAAAUGGAUGGCAUUAGAGAGUCUUCAUGAUGGACUGUUCUCUGAAAAAUCAGAUGUUUGGUCUUAUGGUGUUCUUUGUUGGGAAGUGUUCAGUCUUGGUAAGGUACCAUAUCCUGGUCUGGAUCCAAUAGGAGUAGUAGAGUUACUGGAUACUGGAGGACGAUUGCAGUGUCCACAUAAUGGAGCCUGCUCACAGGAA
Molecule: messenger RNA, 1192 nt
Organism: Amphimedon queenslandica
Lineage: Eukaryota; Metazoa; Porifera; Demospongiae; Haplosclerida; Niphatidae
Product: tyrosine-protein kinase receptor UFO-like
Exons: 7
Biological process (GO): positive regulation of kinase activity; nervous system development; cell surface receptor protein tyrosine kinase signaling pathway
Cellular component (GO): signaling receptor complex; plasma membrane
Molecular function (GO): ATP binding; transmembrane receptor protein tyrosine kinase activity
Source: RefSeq, a predicted model, not a curated record